Messenger RNA from Echinops telfairi (small Madagascar hedgehog), 756 nucleotides. RefSeq names its product putative protein T-ENOL. Lineage: Eukaryota; Metazoa; Chordata; Mammalia; Afrosoricida; Tenrecidae. The record is from RefSeq and is a predicted model, not a curated record. The transcript is spliced from 7 exons. Bases 88 to 468 code for a protein of 126 amino acids.
CUAGGAACAGCUGCCGCAGGGGCCCCUGACAGCCUCCCAGCUCCCCUGCUGCGCAGUUGCCAAGAUUCCAACCGAUCUGCCAGCGGGAUGGCGUCCACACCUUCCAAGAAUGAGGAUAAAAAGAGCAGCUGGCCAUCCCAAGGGGCAGCCUCCCUGUGCUGCGGAGGGCCGAUUUCUGUCUCCCGGUCUGAGGAAUUUCUGACCCGGAUCAGCACAGAACUCACUGAUGAGGCUCUGUUUAUCGCCGGCUUCCAAAUGAACCCUGUUCCACCCAAGAAAAAGCAAAUGAGAGACCAGGGGACUCAGAUAUCUAAGCAAGUGUUCAUCACCAAGACCCGAGGCACAGAUACCCGCUCUGACAAAAACCGUACCCGUACCAAGGCCCACCUCCUACCAUCUCCCUGUGACAAGGAAGGAAUCAUGAAAAGCUGCCUGGAGGAGGUGCCUCCCAAAGAAACCAUUUACUAGGACGAAAAGGGAGUCCCGCCUGCCAACUGGACAUCUGGAGGGUGAUCCCCACCCUGGGGUGCUGCUCGUGGCCCCUCAGCCCCUGCCCCACUUCGCCCCUCUAGAUGUCCCAGAGCUCCUCCUCCACAGCUCCCUUGAGCACCUCCGCUUGGAGGGACCUUUCGGCAAGGAGCACCCCCAACUCUGAAGCCUCCAAAGUAUUCCAGAACCAUCGCCUCUUCCCCCAUAGGCGCCCCCAAGGACACCGCCAGGACUCAAAGCCUCUCAUAAAGAGACAGGGAUCCUUCC